This is a messenger RNA of Apus apus (common swift), 1368 nucleotides long. It is a transcript of the gene UBE2E3, whose product is annotated as ubiquitin conjugating enzyme E2 E3. Gene Ontology annotation, molecular function: ubiquitin conjugating enzyme activity. The record is from RefSeq and is a predicted model, not a curated record. Gene Ontology annotation, cellular component: nucleus. Gene Ontology annotation, biological process: protein polyubiquitination. The coding region runs from base 207 to 830 and encodes 207 amino acids. The transcript has 6 exons. NCBI's taxonomy places the organism in Eukaryota, Metazoa, Chordata, Aves, Apodiformes, Apodidae.
CGCGGGGCCGCACCGCGCCUCCCCCCGUCCCCCCCUGCUCCGGCUCUCAAUGUUCCACACUGCCCGGCCACAGAGCCGCCGCCGCCGCCGUAGAGCCCCCCGGCCGCCUCCGUCCCCUCCUCGGGCGCCGCGGGCCCGGCCCGGCCCCCCGCCAUCCCGCCCCUCCGACCCAGCAGCGGGACAGGACGCCGGCGAAGUUCCCCACAAUGUCCAGUGAUAGGCAGAGGUCAGACGAUGAAAGUCCAAGUACCAGCAGUGGUAGUUCAGAUGCCGAUCAGCGGGAUCCACCUGCACCUGAGCCCGAAGAGCAAGAGGAGAGAAAACCCUCUGCUACCCAGCAGAAGAAGAACACCAAACUGUCUAGCAAAACUACUGCUAAGCUAUCAACUAGUGCUAAAAGAAUCCAGAAGGAGCUAGCUGAAAUAACCCUUGAUCCUCCUCCUAACUGCAGUGCCGGUCCUAAAGGGGAUAACAUUUAUGAGUGGAGAUCUACUAUUCUUGGACCUCCAGGUUCUGUGUAUGAAGGAGGUGUUUUUUUCUUGGAUAUCACAUUUUCAUCUGACUAUCCAUUCAAGCCACCAAAGGUUACUUUCCGUACCAGAAUUUAUCACUGCAACAUCAACAGUCAGGGAGUCAUCUGUCUGGAUAUUCUGAAAGACAACUGGAGCCCUGCUUUGACUAUUUCAAAAGUUCUGCUGUCCAUUUGUUCUCUUCUGACAGACUGCAACCCAGCUGACCCUCUGGUUGGAAGCAUAGCCACUCAGUACCUGACCAACAGAGCAGAACAUGACAGGAUAGCCAGACAGUGGACCAAGAGAUAUGCAACAUAAAUGACAAACUACUUGUGCAGUGUGAAGGUGCAGAACGCAACUUUGCAGUGUGCAACAAAUCUUUAUAGCCUUUACAAUACGGACUUCUGUGUAUAUGUUAUACUGAUUCUACUCUGCUUUUAUCCUUUUGAAGACUGGGAUACUGCCCCCAAAAAAGGUAAAUGCUAUCAAGAGUAGAAAUUUGUAGCUGUAGAUUAGUUGUUUAAAAUGCCUACUUGCAAGUCUUGCUUCUUUGGGAUAUCAAAAUGUAUUUUGUGAUGUACUAAGGAUACUGUUCCUGAAGUCAACCAAAUAUUAUAGUGCAUUUUAGCCUAAUUCAUUAUCUGUAUGAAGUUAUUAAAGGUAGCUGUAGAUUGCUAGGAAUUAUGUCAUUUGUAUUAAACCCAGAUCUAUUUCCAAUAUGUGGUACAUGCUGUUGUGAAAACUGUUUUAACUUUUACCUUUGUCAGUUUGUAAUGAAAGGAUUUCCUUUUUCCCUUUGUAGCUCAGAGAGCACCCAGUGUAUCAUCUCAAACACAAUAAACAUGUUCCCCAAGGA